Saccostrea echinata is the source of this 2377-nucleotide messenger RNA. RefSeq names its product neurogenic locus notch homolog protein 1-like. Gene Ontology annotation, molecular function: calcium ion binding. The record is from RefSeq and is a predicted model, not a curated record. The transcript is spliced from 9 exons. Lineage: Eukaryota; Metazoa; Mollusca; Bivalvia; Ostreida; Ostreidae. The coding region runs from base 1 to 2337 and encodes 778 amino acids.
AUGACUAAAGAUUCUGGUUUAACGCACACAUCUAAACCGCCGGUACAAAAAACCCCUGUGAAAUUAUCAGACAAUUUGCCUUUAGAAACAGAAAGAUGUCGAGGGGGUAUGUGUCGAAAAUUUAGAUCUGGUCCAGUAGAGAGUCGGACACCAGAUUCUGAUGGUUCGUGCCCACCUAGCUUUCAUUCAGUUGUCACAGAUGGCGUGUCAUUGUGUGUUCACUCAUCAAAAAUGCUGAAGGUAAAUAAGAGACCAAAUAAGCUGCUAAACAAAAAUUUUCAUCAAGAACUGAAAAUAUCUAACAGACGUCUCAAGACUGGGAAACAAAAAGUAAAGAAAGGAAAAAUGAAGAAACCAAUCAACAUCCCAAUUCAAACUAACCAGCAUUCAGUUAUCUUUCAAAAAUAUACCGAAAAGAAAGAAGAGCAAAGAUGUGAAGAUGGUGAGGUUUUAAUUCAAACACUAGAGGGCGCAGUUUGUCGUAGAGAAUGUGAGUCUGGUCAAACUUUAAUCGAACAGAGGGGCAUAAGAAAAUGCGUCGACUCACCGUUCAAAAUCACGGUUGCCGUUUGUCCAGAAGGUGAAACCCCAACGCAGACAACAAUCGGCAUUGUUUGCGAAAAAAGUUCUAAUGGAAACAGACAACCAGGCGUUCCUCUGUGUGAACCUGGCGAACGUCUGGUCCAUUUACAAACUGGCCCGGCAUGCAUUCGGGCAAAAUCAAGAAGGCCAAAUUGCAGUGACGGACAGAAGCUUGUACAGUUAGGGAAAGAAUUUUAUUGCAUUUCGCCAAAAGCUCCAGCAAAACCGAAGUGUUCUGUUCAGGAAAAGGAGGUACAUACAAUUCAUGGAAUAGAAUGUCGUCCAAAACCUUGUCCCGAUAGUUUUAUUCCAAUAAAGACUGCAACGGGUACAAUUUGCCAGUCUGAAGUAAAGAGUGUUCCAGCAUCUCAGCAGGAAACAAAAAGAAAGUGUGCACCUGGUCAGACCUUGGUUACUACAGAGGAAGGAGAUGAAUGUUGGUUCGUGUCAAAUUCACAUACAUCCGACAUAACAUGUCCUCCUGGCCAAGUUCUGGUAAGAGGGACCACAUGUAAAGAUCCUGUACUGAUAUCUCCCGACGAAGUACCAUGUCCUCCCGGUCAGAGUUUGGUUAUGACAACAAAUGGCGUCCAGUGUCAGUACCGACGCAAACAGAACAAGAAAGAGUAUGUCCACAGAACACGAUGUCCAGAGGGGGAAAUCCUUACAUUGGAUGUGGACAAAUUCAUUUGCCGUUCUUUGAGGCAUGACAUUGAAAGCAUCGUCUGUGAUCCUGAACAAGUGGUGGUCCAGGGUCAAACAGGUAUUAUCGAAUGUGUUUCGGAAGAACAAACUAAUCUGAUUUGUGACUUUGGUUUGGUUCUGACUCGGGGUGUGCUUGGCUACGCGUGCAACCACGGUGGUCAUGCAUCAAUACCAAAUCAAGAGAAUGAAUGUGGACCAGGGGAGGUUAUAAGGGUGGAUGGAGGUAGCAGCAGGUGCGUAAAUGUGGAGGAUAAUGUACAGCUCUGUGGUCCUGGUCACGAAGUAGUGAUAGGUUUGUCUGGGGAGGUCGUGUGUAAAAACUUGGCAACAGAAUCCGAUGAUAGUGUUCGACCCUGUUCUGGUGACUGUACAAAUUUGAAUUGUGACGAGGGUCUGGUUCCUGGGCCAGGUCAAGGAUGUUUGGACUUAAAAACUGUCCGUGAAAUGGAAUGUGUGCCAGAAUGUGCUAACGGUGGCUCCUGUGAAGAUGGCCGAUGUGUUUGCCCUCCGGGACUUUCUGGUCCAGUUUGUCAUAAUGAUGUAGAUGAAUGUGCCACAUCAUCCAAUACUUGUCAGUUUUCCUGUCGGAACACCUUUGGAAGCUUCCACUGUGUCUGUCCAAGUGGAUUCACCACAAGUUCGGACAGAACAACAUGUAUUGAGGAGCAUUGCAUUCCUGGUUGUCUCAAUGGUGGUGUAUGCAAAAAUGGUAAAUGUCAGUGUCCAGAUGGAUUCUCGGGAACCCUCUGUCAAGAAGAUAUCAAUGAAUGUACCAGGUAUGUAAAUCCCUGUGAAGACAGAUGUCGUAAUACAUACGGGUCUUACUUCUGCAGCUGUCCUCCAGGAAGUCAACUAAGGGAGGAUAAAAGAACUUGCCAAAGUACCACCUGUAAUCCUACCUGUAUCAAUGGUGGUCGUUGUCAUAACAACCGCUGCAGGUGCCCUCCUGGGUUUUACGGAAUUAUUUGUCAACUAGAUCUGGACGAAUGUUUAUCGAAACCAUGUAAACAUUGUGUGAACACAAUUGGGAGUUACCACUGUAUUCAAUAAUUCACCAAAAUCCAGAAUAAAAAAAUAUUUUUAAUUCCUA